Erinaceus europaeus (western European hedgehog) is the source of this 2380-nucleotide messenger RNA. RefSeq names its product family with sequence similarity 163 member B (gene FAM163B). The coding region runs from base 299 to 820 and encodes 173 amino acids. Lineage: Eukaryota; Metazoa; Chordata; Mammalia; Eulipotyphla; Erinaceidae. The record is from RefSeq and is a predicted model, not a curated record. The transcript is spliced from 3 exons.
CCGAGCCCGCCCGCCUGGGACUGGGCUGCAGCGCGCGUGCAGCUCGCAGGGAGCAGCCUGGGAGUCCGGAGCCGCGGCCGCCGAGCUAACAGGGGGCUUCCGCCAGCCCCAUAGCUGCCUCCCUCCCAGGGCCUCUCCCUCGCCGCCUCGCCCUCCGGCAUGAUCGGCCACUUCUAGCUGCGCCCUGCCCGGGACGGACGGUCACGUGCGCCAAGUCCUGGCCGGCCGGGCAGCCACGUUCCCAUGGUUCAAGGGUACUGUGGCUUGUGUUCCAGGCUGUUGAUGGAGAAGGGGGCGGAUGACAGCCGGGACAGUGGUCAUCACCGGGGGCAUCUUGGCAACUGUGAUCCUCCUGUGCAUCAUUGCUGUUCUGUGCUAUUGCCGACUCCAGUACUACUGCUGCAAGAAGGAGGAGUCAGAGGACGACGAGGAGGAGCCCGACUUCGCAGUGCACUCGCACCUGCCACCCCUGCAUUCCAACCGCAACCUAGUGCUCACCAACGGGCCAGCCCUGUACCCCGGCGCCACCUCAGCCACUGCCUUCGGCCACAAGUCCCCACAGGCUCGCAGUGCCCUGUGCCGAAGCUGCUCCCACUACGAGCCGCCCAGCUUCUUUCUGCAGGAGCCCGAGGAGGAGGAGGAGGCAGCCAUGCGCAACGGCGGGGAGCGUGUGCUGGGCUACCGCAGCAUCAGCCAGGAAGACUUGGAGCUGCCGCCAGCUGCCGGGGCCUUCGCUGGGCUGCUGGCGCUCAACCCCAACCGCCUGUCGGCCAUGCGUGAGGCUUUCUCCCGCAGCCGUAGCAUCAGCACCGAUGUCUGAGCCGAUGCGUAAGCCGGCUACUUCUCAGACCAUGGAGGGGGCCCUGGGGCCCGCGCCUGGGCCCCAGCCAGCUACCCUCAAUUCCCUGGCAUCACAGGGGACCUGGGGUUGGGGAGCCUUAGGGCCCAGCCUCAGGGAGUUCCAGGGCUCCCCACAGGGCUAAGGCAGCCUAGCCACUCUCCGGGCUGUGACAGAUGAGCAGGUGCCGGGAGCUGAGCAGUGUGCUGGAGCCAUUGUCCCUUUGCAGCUCGGCCCUUCCAGAACAGCCACUGCUGGCUGCAUGGCUUGACUAUGUCAGCUGUCUCUGGACCUCAGCGGAUGCUCUGGCUCUCAGGAGGGAUGACUGCAGCCAUGCAUGAUGUGUCUCCUCCCUCCUGGUUUCAAGUGCCCAGUGCACUGGUGGAGUAGCCCUCUUUGCAGAUUCCCCUAGAAGGGGAGGGUUCCAAGGAAUUGGAACUCCGGGGAUGCCCAGCUCCAAGUGGAUUGGGUUUUUUUUUUGGAGGGAGGAUGGGGUGCAGAGAGAAGAAGAGGCUGUUUCCUUGCUCUGUGCUAUUGUCCACAUGACUUUGUGCCACCAUCUGGGGGGAUCUGCACAGCUGUGGACAGUGGCCAGAGUGGCCCACCAUCUCCCCACAAGGUCUGGCCCCUCCUGUUCCAGGCCUUGACUUUCCCCCUCAUGCAGAGAUGUGUGGCUGGCCUUGGAAGCCCUGCCAGCUCUGACCCCCAAGGGGCCCCAGCCUGAAAGUGAGGUCCAGUCCCCCCAUAUCCCCUCAGCCCUGCUGAGCCUUCUAUCAGCAAGCUCCCACCUGGGCUAGGAAUGAUCCUGGACUUCCUUCUGCAGCUCCUUCCCUGUGGCUGGGGAACUCAUGUCCAAUGGGUGUUCCAGAGAAGCACCCCAGACCCAUGGCUGUGCAGCUCCCAGGUCAGAGGCAGCAUCUCCUCCCCAAGGCCCCCUCAUCUCAGGAGUGCUCUGCUCUAGACCUUGCCAUGGAACCUCUGGAGCAUGGGAGUCCCCACAGGACCAGGGAGGCUGGCCAGACACCCCAGCUAAGCCCCCUUCCUGAAAGACAGCAUCUACAGCAUGUGAUGUCCCAGCCACACAGCCCUGGACAGGGAAAGUAGGGGACUGAUUUUCCCUGUUCUACCUUCAAUACUGUUUCCCCUUCUUCCUCUCUCCCCCUGCCACAGUUUGGAUAUACUAGUGGAAUACACACACACACACACACACACACACACACACACACAUACACACACUCCAGCUUCCCCAAGAAGCCCCCUUCCUUUGUCAAACUUCAUGAAUUUGUUUCUAGACACAUUAGCUUGGGGGGGGGGUUGUGGGGGGGAGAGGCUUGGGCUAGGAGGUGGGGCAUCCUGUGGCUGUUCUGUUUCCGGUCUCCUGUUUCCUUCCAGUCUCUUCCCUGUGCACUCUUAGAUCAAUCUGAGAUGAAACCAGUGCUCGGCCACACCAAGGCUGCCUGGCUUCUCUGUGGGCACCUGUGGGAUGCCUGCCUUGUCCCCAAGAAAGCAAAGGCCAAUAAAACUCAUCCCCAGCACCAUGAA